This is a messenger RNA of Saprolegnia diclina VS20, 2160 nucleotides long. RefSeq lists its product as hypothetical. Lineage: Eukaryota; Oomycota; Saprolegniomycetes; Saprolegniales; Saprolegniaceae. The transcript has 6 exons. Gene Ontology annotation, cellular component: telomerase holoenzyme complex. The record is from RefSeq and is a predicted model, not a curated record. Gene Ontology annotation, biological process: nuclear-transcribed mRNA catabolic process, nonsense-mediated decay. Gene Ontology annotation, molecular function: telomerase RNA binding; protein binding; telomeric repeat DNA binding. Bases 142 to 2001 code for a protein of 619 amino acids.
GGUAUAAGACCUUCACCAAUCGAAUAUCCGAAGUCGUGAGCGGGCGCUUCCGUGGACUUCGACCAACGUCACCUUCGCCCUCGGCCCAUCGCCGACCUCCUCUUCCGACAGCCGACGGGUAGCGCAUCUACCAGCUUCCUCAUGGUCUCGUCGUCUCUGUACAAGGACGUUGCCGCCAGCGAGCGCUUGCUCCGCGAGAGCCUCAAGAACGGUGCGCCAUGCAUCCCGGACGACCCGCUUCGCCUAAGCCUGCUCGAGAAGGCGCUCCACUACACGUCGUCGUACCCGGCGGACUCGGCGUCCAAGAAGACCGAGGAAGUGCUUUGGAAGCCGUGCUUCUACAAGUGCAUCGAGAGCUUCCGUCGCAGCAUUCGCAAGUAUGCAGCGGCCUCAAACGGCGACCGGCGCGUGCGCGAGCACUUCUUCCAGGUCUCGCUGCAGUUCCAGUCCUUCCUCGACAGCGCGUCGGCGUACUACGAGAAGCUCCACGACGCGUUCGCGGCCGGCCCGUCCAGCGACGCCGUGCUCCAGAGCAUGUUCCGGUGUCUCAUCUUCCUCGGCGACAUUGCCCGGUACCGCGAGCUGCACAGCCAGAAAGCCAAAAAGAACUUUGCCGCCGCCGAGAGCUUCUACCACCGCGCGCUCGCUGUGAUGCCCGAGAACGGCAACCCGCACAACCAGCUUGCUGUCCUUGCGACGUACGUUGAAGCCGAGACGAUCGCUGUGUACCGGUACUGCCGCAGCCUCCUCGUGCCCCAGCCGUUUGCUACCGCGGCUGAAAACCUUGCGUUGCUCUUUGAACGGGCGCGGCAGCGCCCGAUGCCGGCGCAUCUCCCGCCGAUCGCGAGUACGUCGUCGCCAAAGGACAAGUCGGCCUUCCUCAAGAGCUUUCUCCAUCGUCUCACGCGGCUUCAUGGUCAUUUUCUCUCGCCGGGUGGCGACGCUGUCGACCCGACCACGUACCCCUUGGACCUCGAAGAUGCGGUCGGCGAUGACUACAAGCUCUUGUUGUCCGCCGGCGUCAUUGGCGACGCUCUCUUGCUCAAGCUCUGCGCCAUCAACAUGCACUGCCUCCACACCUCAGUGGGCACGAUGCGCACGCAUGCACUGCGGCUUGCGUUGCUGCUACUCACAACGACGCUUCAGUAUGUGGACGAGAACCGGGACAAGACGACAGCGCUGCUCGGGCCCGUGAGUGUCAUGGCUGACUACUUGCAUCCGCGGCUGGAGCUACUCGCGUCUGUCGAGACAGCCCCGUUUCUCGAAGCGCUGGCGUGCGUGCUCAACAGCCUUUGCUUGGACCACGACGACCCGGACGCGCUCGCGUGGAAGCCAAAGCUCAAGGAAAUGCACGAGUUGCGCUGCUUUGCGCCCUUGGACGGCUCCUAUAUCAGAGCCAACGAGCUCCUCUCGGAGACCGAUGCGCUGCACGUGCGCUGUGCCAACUUGGUUGGCUUUGGCCGCCGCCUCACCAAGCCGAUUGGUGACGAGGAACGCGUGUACCUUUACUGGCACUUGAACCAGUUUGAGACGUCGCCGCGCUGGUCGGCCGCGUCGCCCAGCAACGUGAGCAUGGGUCUCCUCAGCCAGCACGGCGGGUUCGACGAUGACAUUGGCAACGAAGACGAGGAGGACUUCGACGACGAAGUCAUUGUGUUCCAGCCGUCCACAUACACGCAGCAACCGCCGACGCCGCCGACGCUCGUAUCGAGUCCGUCGUUCAACAGCGUCGACCUCUCGGCGUUCCGGCACUUGGGCGCGGGCGUUCGUGCUUCGUCCGAGGCGUCGUUGUGGGGCCAGCAAGCGCCGACACCACCGAUGUCUCGUGCGCAUAUGGACAAGCAACCGCUGUGGGAAGAUUUGAACGCCGUCGAAGAGGAAGGCGCGCGGUAUGCACACCAAGUGUCGAGCUUGAGCAUGUUUUUUCAGCCGGACGACCGCCGCCCGCCGCCGCCCACCACCCGCGUCGUGACGCGCAACCCGUUCUUUGUCAACUCGUGAGGUGCGUGCACUCGAGAUCCUCUCAGCGCCGCCACAUAUGCCACGCGCGGCCUUAACGACAGACCCACACAUGAAGAAGAGCAGGCAGACAGGAUGUGCGAGUAGCAGUAGAAGUAGACGCGUACGACCACAAAUAGCCCAACCCAGUAUUUCACUUGA